AAAACAAAAUGCGCGGAGGGAGAAGAGUUGAAGGGAGCUGGGGUGGAGUUUGAACCGGGAGGAGGGAGAGGGGAGCUGGACUGGGGCGGUUCAAGAGGCGUCCCCGGGGAGGGGGCUGGGGCUGGCAGGCCGGCCGGCAAUCUGUGAUCUCUCUUUACCCAUGGAGCUGUCAGUUCGUGGCCAGGCGGCGAUCCCGGGCGGAGCGAAGCCGGGGCCAGCCCGCAGAUCGGCUCCGUGGAUCCUGCCAUGUACAGGCGGAGACUAAGCGUCCCACUGCCUCUCGGCCUCUGCUCCACCGCCCUGGUGCUGCUGCUGCUCGGGGGCUUCCGAAGCUCCUGGUGCCCCCGCAACCCGCCGCUGAGCCGGGAGGAGGCGCUGCCGUCCGCUGGGGCAGGGGUCGCCGGUGGGUCGGAGGUCGUCACCGGACGGGUGACCUAUGUCCGGAGUCUGAAGAGGGACGGUCCAGCAGACCGCGCCCGGGAUGCCGAGGGUUUGGGGCCGGACUGCUGCCGUAGCCCUCUGCUGCGGGGCAAACGAAAGUCACUUCGUUGGCACAUUGAACUCCAGCCCUGGGUCAGUCCACGACAUUCCCUGGAGGAGGAAGCAGCUCGGUUCCUGGCCUAUAUCAGCCAUUCUCAGGUUCCCUGCACCAAGGUGGAUGGAAUGGUUUUGAUAGGCAGCUUGGAGAACACCCAGGAACCGUGGGCUGUCUGCCUGGACGAUGCAUUUCACCUUGCUCGACAGAUACACACAGGGAAGUGCCGGAUUUACUCAGUGGGACUGGGGAGCGGAGACCAACAUUUUGAAGAGGAAAUGGCCAGAGCGGGUUGUGAGGUGCACUAUUUUGAUCCAAGUGUCCCAGAGGCUCACGUUCAGAAGAGUAAGGGGUACUGGCACCACCGCAUAUCCAUCAACUGGCGAGACCCCAACCCAGCCGUCGCCGCCCAGCAGCAGCCUAUAACCACCAAGAAGUUGGGCGUGAUCAUGGAUCAGUUUGGUCACAGGAAGAUUGAUGUUCUCAAGGCAGACUUGGAGAGUGCAGAAUGGAAGAUUCUGGAAAAUCUAAUUCUGGAAAAUGUCAUUGAAGAAAUUGGACAGCUGGUCUUCGUAAUACACCUACACUGGCCCGGGUUCGAGGUCGGCGGGGGUGACAAUGAUGUAGUUCGAUACUGGUACAGCCUGCUGAAGGAACUGGAACUCAUGGGGUUCAAACUUUUCUGGAGUCACAAGAACAUAAAUAAGCCUCAAAUCUUCCUACAAAAGCAGGUUUUCAAUGCCAGCAGCAGCUACAUCCUCAGCUGGGUGAAUACCCAGUGGGGACAGCAUUGAAACUGGAGAUACUGUGUGACGAUAGAUGCUGCUGCCUUCUGCUCAGUCCAAGCCUCUCUGUAAUCUACUGGUGAAAAUAAUUGUGAAUUCCUUCAGGAGGAUUAACCUAUUCCAAAGAAAUGCAGUUUGAGACUUCACAGCAAGAAUAUUUUAAGUGGACACAUUGGAUGCUUAUUUCCUUGCUUAAUGGUGGUAAACUGAACAGAUUCGGAUGUGAUUGCCACAGUCCUGGCUAUGUGCACCUCAUGGAUAGGAUUAAGUUUCUGGCAAACUAAAGGCUGGAUUGAACAUUACGUUGUGUGGAAUGUAGUUCUCAGGGUUGACAGUUACCAACGCUGGUGACAACCUGAUAAAUGUUACCGAAGGAAUUAAAGAUGUUCAGGUAUAUAAUUUUCUUCAAUAACUUGUCUCCAUUUUCUUUCAUCCCAAAAUUUUCACUUACAAAUAAAUGUCACAGAUGUCAAAAUUGUUUUUGUACCUAUGUGAAAUGGUUUGAAAUAAGCUACACUUUAUGACCGAGGAACUAGAUGUUUGUGAAGUUCUUGGCUCACAGAGUAUGAAUUCAAAUUAUAGACAUUGUCCUGGAGGAAAUUUAAGAAAUCUGUUUAUAAGUACAGGGUCUGGGACUAGGGUACAGUGAAGGAAUGGGGCGGGUGGGGUCGCUAUACGAGAGGCUGACUCAGUGGGAGAAACAGCCUCUUUCAAUGCUACCACAAUCCUUUUGUUCUAUAAUCGUAUGGCAGUGAGAUCCAUGGCCAAAACUUCUUAAUUAACCUUGUAAGAAGAAAAGAAGAGCUCUGAUAAGGAAAAUAGUUAAUCCCAGUGGUUGCAAAGCCAGUGAUUAAAUUGAAGAUGUUGCUGAGGCAAGGAGAGAGUUUGGACAAAUCUAACAGCUGGUCCUGGCAUAAUGGGCAGAACAGCCAUGGCACAUAAGACACGGCUGAGAGCUGGGAAAUGGAAUUAGUACAAACAGUAUUUGAUGACCAGCAUGGAAAAAGUGGGGUAAAAUGUUUGUUUCCCUUUCGAGAACAUAUGAUUCUCUUCCUGCAUCUAUCUGCAGAAUGCAGCAGGGGAAAAAGUGCAAGGACGUUCAAUACCUGAAUAAAAUGUUAUGUGAAAUAAAAACAGAAAAUGCUGAAAGCAUUUAAUAGAUCAGGCUGCAUCUGUGGAAAAAGAAACACAGUUAAGCUUCAGGUCCAUAAGACAUGGGUGCAGCAUUAUUACAUUUGCUGACGAUACUAAUCUCAAAUAAUAACGAGGCAGCCUACAGAAGCAAGUCAUCACCCUGACACAGUAGUGUCAAGAAAACAACCUCUCCCGUAAUGUCGCAAAAACAAAGGAGCUGGUUGUGGACUACAGGAGGAACGGAUACCGGCUAGCCCCUGUUGACAUCAAUGGAUCUGGGGUUGAGAGGGUGAACAGCUUUAAGUUCCUUGGCAUACUCAUCACCGAGGAACUCACGUGGUCUAUGCAUACCAGUUGUGUGGUGAAAAAGGCACAACAGCGCCUCUUUCAUGUCAGAUGGUUGAAGAAGUUUGGUAUGGGCCCCCAGUCCUAAUAACUUUCUGCAGGGGCACAUUUGAGAGCAUCCUGACCAGCCGUAUGGGAACUGUACUUUCCUCAAUUACAGGACUCUGCAGAGAGUGGUGUGGACAGCCCUGUAGGUGUGAACUCAAGGACAUUUACAAAGACAGGUGUGUAACAAGGGCCCGAAGGAUCAUUGGGGACCCGAGUCACUCCAACCACAAACUGUUCCGGCUGCUACCAUCUGGGAAACGGUACCACAGCAUAAAAGCCAGAACCAGCAAGAUCCAGGACAGCUUUUUCCAUCAGACUGCUUAAUUCAUGCUGAUACAAUUGUAUGUCUAUGUUAUAUUGACUGUCCUGUUGUACACACUAUUUAUUAUAACUUACUAUAAAUUGCACAUUGCACAUUUAGACAGAGACGUAAUGCAAAGAUUUUUACUCCUCAUGUAUAUGAAAUGCAAGUAAU
Messenger RNA from Mobula hypostoma (lesser devil ray), 3322 nucleotides. RefSeq names its product methyltransferase like 24 (gene mettl24). NCBI's taxonomy places the organism in Eukaryota, Metazoa, Chordata, Chondrichthyes, Myliobatiformes, Myliobatidae. The record is from RefSeq and is a predicted model, not a curated record. Bases 247 to 1329 code for a protein of 360 amino acids. The transcript is spliced from 5 exons.